ACUCUAAAUUCAACAAGUGUUCCUUACAUCUAGAUGGCCUCGAAUACAGCUAGCCAUGAUGGUAGCUCCACAAAUACUCCCACCGACGAAACUAACUCACCUGUAGAAGCCGUCAACAACAACGACCAGUGUGAAAAUGGUUCAGAAUGCCCAACGGUAGACGAUGUACUUGCCGACAGUGUCAGCUAUUACAACAAUGCAAAGAAAUAUUGGUCAAAUGUGUCGCCCACGGUAGACGGAAUGCUUGGCGGGUUUGGUAGCAUAUCGUUCAUCGACAUCCGCGGAUCCGAGCAGUUUCUGAAGCACCUGUACAAGCAAAAACCGGCCCCGGGUCGUAAGCGUGCAUUGGAUUGUGGUGCAGGCAUCGGGAGAAUUAGCAAGAAUUUGCUUCUGCCAUUCUUCGAGCAGGUAGAUCUGGUAGAGCAAGACGAACACUUCUGCCAAACGGCACGUACCGAACUGGCAGACUUUGGUUCGAAGCUGGGUACAGUAUUUAACACCGGAUUGCAGGACUUUGUCCCCGAGGACGGACGAUACGAUAUUAUUUGGGCACAGUGGGUGCUUGGCCAUUUAACGGAUGAGGAUACGGUACGGUUUCUGGAGCGCUGUACGAACGCGCUCGCCCGAGGUGGAAUGAUAGUGAUGAAGGAAAACUUUACCACCGGCAACGUAGUGGACGUUGAUCGAACAGAUUCGUCGGUAACUAGACCGUUGGUACAGAUGAAACAGUUGCUAAGGCAAGCAAACAUGCGCGUCGUCAAGGAGCAACGCCAAACAAGCUUCCCCAAAGAACUCUAUCCCGUGUACAUGUUGGCGCUCAGGCCUACAGGAAAGAAAUAAAUUUACGGU
Anopheles maculipalpis is the source of this 849-nucleotide messenger RNA. Its product is annotated as N-terminal Xaa-Pro-Lys N-methyltransferase 1. The record is from RefSeq and is a predicted model, not a curated record. Gene Ontology annotation, cellular component: cytoplasm. The transcript has a single exon. Gene Ontology annotation, biological process: N-terminal protein amino acid methylation. Lineage: Eukaryota; Metazoa; Arthropoda; Insecta; Diptera; Culicidae. Bases 34 to 840 code for a protein of 268 amino acids. Gene Ontology annotation, molecular function: N-terminal protein N-methyltransferase activity.